AUGGGUGAUGUCUCGUCAGGCGUGUCCAUGGGCGAGCCACCGGAUCUCGAAAUCGACAGCGACAGCGACAGCGAGCCCAUAAUCCCUAUUCAACCCGAAAUUCCCUCUUCACCGCGCAAGAAUAAGCUAUCAUGUUUGCCCAAUGCUCUUGUCUCCUCAAAAGAGCAGGGUCACCGGCUCGGCACCGACGCCCUGUUCCACCACAAGAAUAUAGAUGCUCUAUUACUCAAGGAGCUCGAGGAUGCUCACGUCCAUGACUCCAAGGAUCUGCCCGAAGCUCUGUUUCCCGAAGACGCCUUUCCUAUCACCUUGGACGACACCCUCGAUCAUCUGUUGCCCCUCGACAAAAGAGCAGAUGGGUGGCCGGGUUGCCCUAAUCUUUUAGAGCAGAAAUGUGAGAGGGAACUUGCGGCUUUCUUCGAGGCGACCUGCGAAACCGUUCGCGAGUUCUACCUGGAAAAUGGGGAAGCUUGGGACGAGGACAGGAGCUGGACAGCGGACUACUGCAACACGCCUCUGCCCGGAGGGUUCGUACCCCGCAAACCGGACAUCGCUGCCCUUGUACUUCGUCGCGCGCUGGACUGGCUGAGUCUGCGAUGUGAUGGCCAGCACAAAUGCAACGAGACUCUGAUAGACGAUAUCACAGCCCAGCUCCACGAUGGCGCCCUGAACUGCCUCACUGCUCAGGACGAUAGGUUCUUCCACGUCGGUCUCGGUAUGGCCGGGAGGAGGCUCUUCUUGGAAUAUUACGACCGAUCUGGCUAUAUCCGCUCUCCUGCGUACAACAUCCACAUAAGCCUGAUCUUCUUCCUACGGGUGUUGCUCGGCUUCACGAUGUUGUCCAAACGGUUCCUGGGAUAUGAUCCUACAAUCACGCACCGCAAUGGAAGGCGAUACGUCACCAUCGCCGGCAAGGAAUAUCGGAUCAUGGAAAGAAUCAACAAGACACAGGGAAUUCGGGGUCUAGGAACUGUCGUCUGGCGCUGCUCUUGCGACAACGAAGAAUUCAUCAUCAAGAGUAUCUGGGCCGAUCGCACUCGAGCUCAUACGGAAGACGAAUAUCUGAAGGCGGCUGCCGCAGCUGACGUUCCCGGCAUCCCUACCCUAGUGGCGUUCGAGAAAGUCUGCAUCGACGGUGUUCAAGUUUCGACGGCGACUAUCCGGGAGAAAAUCGGCGUGCCGGCUUCAGAUUAUGAAGCGCGAGACCUCGUUCGGCUCGUUAUCAAGGAGCGCGGCAUACCGAUCUACUGCUUCUCGACGAGGACAGAGCUGCUAUCGGGGCUGAGGGAUAUCGUGUACACGCUAUGGAAGCUUUGCGUCGAUGCCAAAAUUCUGCACGCGGACAUCAACGAUCAGAAUGUGAUGCUUAAGGCCAGCGCUACGCCGGGUCAGCGCCCUGGGCUACUCGUCGACUAUAAUUAUGCGCGAUUCCUGAACGAGGCGGCGCAUGCCGCAUCUGCCUGGAGGAGUUUGAAAGCCGUAUUUGCGGCGUCGGACUUGCUCACCAAAGGCAAAUAUCGCGCGUUUAAGGCGCAGUACGACCUGCAAUCGGUCCUGUACCUCCUUAUUUGGAUUUGCUGCUGUUAUAGUGGCCCAAACGGCCAGCUGCGCAAGUUCAAGAUCAUGAAAACGGAGCUGGCUGAUUGGCUGGCCAUCGAUGAGUACUCCGUCGGUUCAAACAAGAGCACCGUCAUGAGCCUCAGCAACGUUACUUUUGGCAACUUCAUGCGGGACACCUUCGACGAGUACUUCAACAUGCUACAGACCUGUGUCUGGGAGCUUCGCCAGGUCAUCAUGGCCGACAGCGUCGAUGCUCCGUUUGCCGAGGUGAUUCGCAUCUUCAACAAAUAUAUCCCCAAGAUACGGAAGAAGGAGAACUUGGGACCGCUUCCGGCUCCAGCGGUCAACCGGGAGACGGCACCUCGACGGCUUGCCGGCCGGAAUGCAGAGGCACGAGCCUCUCGGGCUGGUCAGGAUCCUGCACCGCCAGCAACCCCUCCUACCCAAGGCGACGAGUCGGCGGAGGGUCGCAACGAUGGAUCCUCUACCGCUCAAGCGCGCGCGGAAGGCGACCGUGGCGAGGAGCAGCCCAAAUCCCGCAAACAUGGAGGAAAUUGCUAUCAUGACGCCUGCUUAGAGGCCCGUAGCAGGGAGCCUGGCAAGCCGUGCCUUCGCGCCGAGGCCGGGGCAAAGAAGCAGUCAAAGAAGAGUGCAGGUUCGAGCCGCUGACCUGGGGGCCUUCACUGGAUGUAUCGUGGUUAUAUAAAUUAUUACUUACUCCAUUGUUCAACUGCGUCCGAUACGAGGACCUGCGCAUAGUGGUCAUGAGUGAAUCAGUCAACAGCUUGCCUUCUGACAUGAGCAGAGCUGCAAGUCGGCCGCGAGGAGAACAAACUUCGCCCAAUAUCCGCCUCUUUCACGACCGUCAGCGGACAAGUAG
Schizophyllum commune H4-8 is the source of this 2440-nucleotide messenger RNA. RefSeq lists its product as uncharacterized. Lineage: Eukaryota; Fungi; Basidiomycota; Agaricomycetes; Agaricales; Schizophyllaceae. The coding region runs from base 1 to 2229 and encodes 742 amino acids. The record is from RefSeq and is a predicted model, not a curated record. The transcript has 6 exons.